AAAUGCAAUACCGAUGGAUGCCGUCGACGUAAUGUUCCUUUUCCGACUCGUGCAGAGUGGACUCAUUUUCAUGGCGAUGGCCGCCGGCAUUGUUUGCCUCUGGCAUAUCUUCUACUUUCGGCGGAAAAGCUGUGCUAACUCCGGCACCAGCUUUGGUAUUGUUUUUGCCGGUUUCGUGCACCUGAUUAUAUGUGUGCGCAUGUUAUCAAUAGCCGAAGAGCCAGUGGUUUUACCUAACCAAGCACCGGCUCAUUUGUGUUUGGACUACACUAUUCAGGCGUUGUAUGCGAAUUCGAUUGUCUAUAUUUUUAUUUUGCAUAAUUUAAUUUUUAACCAUGCACAAACGACAGUUGGAGCUUUGUUUAUCUGGAUAUUGUCAAUUGGCUCCAUAUAUACUGGUCUCGUAUUGAUAUGGGAUACGUCAGGUGCACAGGAUGUGGCACAUUUGAAUCAAAGGAACUUCCUGUCCUUCACGGAUUCUCCAAAAGGUCGCCUUGAGGCAUUCGUGUCAGUCUGCGAGAAACACCUUUCCAGCGAAAUUACAAAUGUGAUGAUCGAGUACUUGAUAUUAUACCUUCCGGUUAUAAUCAUAGUGACGUGGGCGCUAGCAAGGAACUUCAUGCAAACAAGAGAAGUGUCCAUGCUGAAGCUGGAUAUCCUUUCAAACAAAGAAUGCGUCACGAAUUCAAAAACCUGCGACUGUGUGAAACUUAACACUGUUCUGGUUGCCGUUUUGGUCAACUCUGCUAUACUGCUGUUUCUAGCGAAGCCGGGAUACAUGCUGUAUGCGUGCUUAACCUCGGGGUACUUCCGGGAUAUAAUUCCGAGUAUAUUGCAAACGGUUCUGUUUACGCAUAUUUGCUCACAGUAUAUUUGCAAGGUGAUUGUGCAGCGAAGACGGGAAAUUCAAACACAACAGGUAUGUAAAUGUGAGACUGAAAACAGCGCGACAGUUUAAGACAAUAUUUAACAAAACAUGUACGAAUAUUGUCGAACGUAUGCAAAUCAUAAAAUCCUUUAGAUUAACCGGUGUUAAUUGAUCAAUAAACAAAUGUUUGGAAUGUAUGGUUUAUAAGUGAAACCACGAGAACGUUUGCACGAGAAGACUUUGAAAACCCAAUCAGAGCGGAAAAUAGUUAUUUUUUGAAGGAUACAGAUCAAUUCUACGGAAAUACUCUAAAUAAGGGAACUGAGCGGUUCUUAUAUUAUCACAAUUGACUGAUAAAGUCCUUGGAAGACUUAUCUGUGCACAGUGAAAAUUAUUUUUAGUUACGUGAGUUGAAUAUCUUCUUAUACUAAUAGCAUGACAAAUAAUGGUUUAUUUUGUCAUAUUUAUGUUAACUUUAUGAGGUGUAAUGUAUUAAUAAAAAUAUUUCAUACAUGUUUCUUAGUGCACAGUCUAAAACUGUGUAAUGACAUAUUAAUCAGAGAUCAAAACGUGCAAUAUUUAGUACAAACAAGGCCUUACCUGUCCCCAGAGAGUACGAGUAUACAGGGGAAGUAACUGAAUAUCGAGGACCUACCUAAUCCUACAAUCGUGAUACAUUGGCUAUCUCCUCCGUAAGAUAGAAUAAAUCAUCUGCUGAUCCAGCGUGCUAAUCAAUCUUAAUGAGACCUAGUAUUAAAAGAAAGUUACCGCUGUCCAAUGACAAUGCGCACAUAUUUUUAUUAAGCUGCUAUCUUCAUUCAUCAAAUUCGGAUCUUAUGUGUGCGCUUUUACGAGUAGUUUUCUGAUUGUGUUCUUUGAUGCCUUUGUAAGCUUUUUCAAUCAGUACAUUUUUGUACCGCAUAUCACAUUCAUAGAUUUGCUCAACGUAAAUAAAAGUCUAAACUUGUUAAUAAUGCAUGUAGGUUCAACGGGUAUUAUUCUAGAACAGUUAAAACAUUUGACGUGUUGAUUAAAUGUAAGGAUCAAAUUAUCAUUUUCUCUCUUUUUCGCACGUUAUUGGCUGCUUAUAGAUAAAUAAUAAGGCAUUACAACUAAAUGCGCAUGUACAUGACCUAAUGUUUAAUAUAAUAAAAGAAAAAAACAAUUCUAAUUGUUUCGUUAGAUA
Molecule: messenger RNA, 2054 nt
Organism: Dreissena polymorpha
Lineage: Eukaryota; Metazoa; Mollusca; Bivalvia; Myida; Dreissenidae
Exons: 2
Coding region: 14-958 (314 amino acids)
Source: RefSeq, a predicted model, not a curated record